UUACCUCCUGCAGGUGUUCUGGAGCUCGUCAAAUCAAACGUACGUCCACCAUCCACUGGGUUAUCUGCAUUGUACCUUUCGGGAGUGGAGAGAGAUAAAUUUGAUUGCUUAAGCAACCGUGCACUUGGUAUCGUAACUUAAUUUGGAAAGGUCAAGGAGGAAUUAAAAUAAACGGAUGAUCAUGGGGAAGAGCAACAUUUUCUGUACGCUCCUCAUCGUUGGGAUUCUGGAGAUGAAUGGAGGGGUUGAGGCCUGGGGUAGACUCUUCAAUCGCUUCACACCGGAAAUGCUGUCGAAUCUUGGGUAUGGCGGACAGGGGGGGUACAGACCCAGUUCGCUUCAGCGUCCUCUGGUCGGUAAUUACGGCAACGAUUUCGGCGAGGCACUGCAGUUUGCCGGCGAUGAUGAUUCCUGCGAUCACAGGCCCUGCGGACGCAAUGAAUACUGCUGUCCGGGACAAAUAUGCCUGGCGAAUGAUGCUGAUGGCGGCCCUGAAGGCACUUGCUUCUACUUCCGAGGUUUGAAACAGGGUGAGCUCUGUGUGAGAGAUAAUGAUUGUGAGUCGGGGCUCAUGUGUGGUGACGUCCCCGGUGGCGACACAAGGUCCUGUCAGCCUCCGGUGACAUCCAACAAGCAGUACAGUGAGGAGUGCCUCAUGUCGAGGGAAUGCGACAUCAGCAGGGGUCUCUGUUGUCAGAUUCAGCGUCGCCAUCGUCAGACUACGAGGAAAAUCUGCUCUUACUUCAAGGAUCCACUGGUCUGCAUCGGACCGGUUGCAACUGAUCAAAUAAAAUCUAUUGUUCAGUACACAUCCGGUGAGAAGCGAAUCACCCAGGGACAGCACAAUCGUAAUCUCCUCUAUAAGCGUGGAUUGUUCAUCUAAAUUCACGAUUAACCCCGAUCAAUUCCACAAUACUUAACAUAUCAGAGAUGAAAGUAACGCCGCGAAAUUGAUUUAAUUUCCUCAGCAACUCAGAUAAAUUAAUUUCUCCCAAUGUCUUGGUUCACUGACCAAAUGAAUUGUCCUUAAUCGUAACGUAACGUACGUACCAAUGAAUUUAGAGAAAACAAGAAAUACUGCAAUGAUGACAUAUAAACCUAUGGAAUUAUGUAAAAGCGGAACGAUGAAACGAGUGCAACCGGACAGGUAGUGAACUGGGUCAACAAAUUAAUGAGACAGAUUAUUAAUAAGAAAUGUGGAGUGUGCGGCAGUGUGACUUCCAAUUUACUCGAUUACUACGACUGAAUAAUACAAGACAUAUCAGAGUAGAAGCGAUAGAAGGAAAAUUUAUUCCCUAGAAUUAUAUCCUUUGGCUGUAGCACAAAAUUAAAGUGUAUUCUUUAUGCAUAUGUAA
Molecule: messenger RNA, 1355 nt
Organism: Diachasma alloeum
Lineage: Eukaryota; Metazoa; Arthropoda; Insecta; Hymenoptera; Braconidae
Gene: spab
Product: prohormone-3
Exons: 5
Coding region: 176-883 (235 amino acids)
Source: RefSeq, a predicted model, not a curated record